Amoebophrya sp. A120 is the source of this 2803-nucleotide messenger RNA. Lineage: Eukaryota; Dinophyceae; Syndiniales; Amoebophryaceae. The record is from the annotation of a GenBank genome assembly.
AUGUCGCAGCAUUUUGGGUCGUUCGCCACACAGAGCACCAUGCUCGCGGCCGGAGGGGAGGACGGCGAGAAGAAGUACAAGCACCCGCUCCGCUGGGAGGGUGACUUUACGGUGCCACGGUACCGGGCCGUGCUGGGCAACGGCAAGCACAUGCCCGUGGUCGACGGUCUGUACGAGGAGGAGUUUCUGUGGGACCGCGGUGGCUGCAUCAAGUUUUCCUACCGAAACACCGACCCGCACCCGAUGCCCACCAGCUACACCGUCGACUGGCACGCACUGCAGGAAAACGACCCCGUUUCCGGGAAGAAAGUGCCGGUAAAGUCUUCCCGCCAGGCGGUCCGGUUGCCGCACCUGCCGCCGCCCGCCGCAAUGGUGAAGAAAACCAUCAGCGUGGUGGAGCGAAAAACGCCGUUCACGGGCUACUUCUGCGAAAAGGAAAUCCUCACGGCCCCCGAGAAGCAGACGAAGGUAUAUGUAGUUGCUUCAGUGAAAGAAUUGUUGUUCUUCGCGGGUUAAAUAUUAGCAAAACACUGCAUCGCACUUAAUAUAGAAGACGGCGUUCGUUGCAUGUAGGCUUUUCGCAGCCUUUAUUUUUCAUCCGUACUACCCGCCUCAUUCAUUGUCACGAGAAAUGGAUCCCUACUUCUACUGCAUGCUUACCUUGCCGAAUGAUCUUUUUUCGUUUCUUGUGAUUUUAUUCGCGCCAGCACGCACACUGCACGAAUUACCGAGCACACAACUGCACUAGGAAUAAAUAAAUCGAUGUUAAAAAAAACACAACAGCGCGGCGGGCAGUUGGCGCAGAACAGCAAAGUCCCGGCGCAGCUGACGGACAAGCAGAUUCUCGCGACACGAACCUUGUGGCGGCAGGCCAGCACGGGUGACGUGUACUUCAAGGAGGGGGGCACCGACGUCCCGGGCAUUUCCACCGCCCUGAAGGACGGGGCGGUCUUGGACUGGAAGAACCCUACCUGCAACCACAUGACGCUGUUUUUGUUCACCUGCUACCAGAACGACAAGGACCUGGCCAAGUACCUGCUCGGCCUCGGCGCGGACCCGAAGGUCGUGGACGGCAGCAAGCGGAACGUGUUCCACCACUGCGCGCGCCAGAACGGCACCGACGUGCUGGUGUUUCUCCUGCGCACCCUGGACCCGAAGGACAUCUAUCCCACAGAAAAAAGCUGGCAGGGCAUAUUUGUAAUGCAAAAAUAAAUACACAGAAAAAUCCGUCAUGGGCGGCCUCGUAGCAUGCUGUUUAGGAUACGCAGUGCGGAUUUUUCUGUGUAUUUAUUUUUGCAUUACAAAUGUGACCUGCCCGCUUUUUUCUGUGGGAUAACAUCGGGCUGCUGAUCACGCAGAAGGACGAGGACGGCGACACGCCGCUCCACAAGGCCGCGGAGAAGGUAUUGCGAGGAAAAAUCCUCUCUCCCCAUAUCGGGAAGGAAAUUUGUGAUGCUGAUUUGUUUACCAAAAAUCCGUUCUGGCUUGCAAAUACCGCAAAUGGGAGCCGCUUGGCGCAUUCCACAGCCAAUCUGUGAUGCGGUGAUGCAUACUGCAAAGGUGUCUGCCAUGCCUAACUCCUAGCCUGUUGCAUACCCAAUCAGGCGCAGGAAGUGCUGCCAAGCGCUUUCUGCAAUACAGCGGUGAUUUGUGUACAGAAAUCCAGCAACAGAAAUUUCCUUUUUUCUAUGGGGUGGGGCCUUUUUUCACUCUGAUAGAAGGGGUCACUGGUCAUCUGCCAACUCUUGAUCAAGAUGAAGUCCACCGACCUGAUCACUUUGCUGAACAAGCGGGACCAGAUCCCCUUCGACGUGGCCCGGUCCUACAAGAUGCACCACCUCUUCAAGCUCCUGAACCCACUGGAGUACGUGAAGGACCAAACCUCGCUCAUCGCGCGCAUCCGAAACAAACUCGGCACCGAGGGCGUCACUGAGGUACUUCUUUUUAUCUUUUGGAACUUGCAUAAGGAUUUUUAUAGAAUUUUUUCAACAAGAGCACCGAAUUUAUUUUUGCUGUUGACACUGCUGUAGGUUUCUCUGUUACAUGCACGUUAUAGUAUCACGAUGAAAAAACGGAGAAAACGGUGAGGGAUGCCGUCACUUUCUUGCACACACUAUCAACAGGUGGCCGAGGGCGGCGGCGGAGACGACGACGAGGAGGAUGAAGAGGAAGAGUCCGGCGGCGGCGGUGGCAGCGGGCCGCUUUCCAAUUUGAGCGGGCUCGAUCGAAAGUGCAAUCAGGAUCGAAAAGCCGUCAUCGAGGAGGCGACAAAGGGAAAGAAGGGCGGCAAAAAGGGGAAGAAGGGAGGCAAGAAGAAGAAAUAAAGGCUUGGAGCGAGAUAUUCCUUUCGCACUUGCCUGCUUCGUCAGUAUUUUUAGAGACGUAGUAAGUAUCUGCUUCACAUUCAUAAGAUUAUGCAUAGAGCAUACCACUGACGACGCUCCGUUUUGGUCGGUUUAUUUUGAAGCUUUGUAUAAUUAAUACAUAAAUUUUGAACAUCAUCAUCAAGUAAACGCACGCUCCGAUCGAGUUCACAAAUGCACGAAACUAGUCCUUCGACCUCAUCAAAAUACAUUAGAUUUGUUUCCCACACUAUUGAAGGGGUCGUCCAUUGUUUGCGGUACCCCCGCACCAUUACCCUGUUUUCCCCGAGAAUGCACACUUUUUGGACACUAGUACUCACGGUUUCCUACAGCAACAACAUGCAAAAAUAACCGUUUUUGAGUUUUUCUCAAACCGACAUGUCAUGUUUGGCGCAUGCUCCUGCCGUGCAAUGCAUUGGUAAAAAUCGCCUAUGUUCGAU